GGAGACGGAGGAGGAGGGAAAGGAGGAGGAGGAGGAGAAGGAGGAGGAAGGAGGGCGUUGAGCUCCGCUUGCACUCACACACAAACGCUGCUCAGGAUUACCCGCCUGCUCCCGCCGCGCUGUGCGCUUUUCCGCGCUUCGCGGCGCCCCCACAUUGUUCUCGCCGGACUCCUGGGUCCUCAGGGGCUGAAUUCGGGGCCUAAGCCGGGGAGAGGAGAGACUUGGCCUUUGCUGAAGGGUCGGAGCAUUGGGGCCAGGCCCCCCUCCCCCACGGCACUGUGCGGGGUGUGGAUUAUCUCAUCCCCGCAGAGGUGGGAGCGCACGCCGGCUGCCCGCCUCCCCCCGCCUUCUCGGCGGCGCCGGCCGCGGCAGCCCUGCAGUAUGAAGUGGUGCUGGCGGCUCCGGGCCGUGGCGGGGCCGCUACGGCGGCGGCUGCCGGCGGGGCACUGAGGCAGCCCCCGGGAGCGGCGCGGCGGACGCGCUUUCUUCUCCAGCGGAGAGGACGCGGCUGUAGUGAGAAGACUCUCUGAGUGAGCAGUUCACACAGAGCAUAGGAGUAAUGGCUUUUUUCUGCUCCACAAUGUCUUCUUGCUCAACUGGGAAUGGUUGAGGGUUGGAACUCUUGAUGCUGAAGGAUCCACUUCCAAAACUGUUUCUUCAAAUGUCUAGUGACAAAAGGAUGAGCUCAGCUAUAAUUGUUGAUCAGAGCACCUAUGUAUGUCACUUUAUAUGGCUUGGACUUCUCAUAGCAAAUUAGCUGGGUUUUGAAAGGAAGCAUCCUGAGUUUUGGAAAAGUUCCUUUUGGCAGCCAGUAUUUUUGCUUCAGUGUAGAACUGGACUAUGGAGUUCCCCACUCUGCCAUUCUGGAAGUGUUCCCUCCAUUUUUCUUUAGUGUUCUUAAAAAAUCAGAACAAAUCAAACAAGGAAGUUGCCUUUAAAAAGCAAAUUAACCGCUUGAAGAUUAGUCAGUUUGUAUUUCAGCUUAGAGCACCCACCUGUGUUAUAUCAUGGUCCCUACAAUAACCCUUUGAGAUCUUGUGUGAACAGUAAUGACCUCACAUUUCCGAUUGCCUGCUGGCAGAACCUACAAUGUACGAGCAUCAGAGUUGGCCCGGGACAGACAGCAUACAGAGGUGGUUUGCAACAUCCUUCUUCUGGAUAACAAUGUACAAGCUUUCAAAGUUAAUAAACAUGAUCAGGGGCAAGUUCUGCUGGAUAUUGUCUUCAAGCAUCUUGAUUUGACUGAGCGUGACUAUUUUGGUUUACAGUUGGCUGAUGAUUCCACAGAUAACCCAAGGUGGCUGGAUCCAAACAAACCAAUCAGGAAGCAGCUAAAGAAAUUGUUUUCAUUAAUUCUAGGAGGAUCUCCUUACAGUUUGAACUUUAGAGUCAAAUUUUUUGUAAGUGACCCCAACAAAUUACAAGAGGAAUAUACAAGGUACCAGUAUUUUUUGCAAAUUAAACAAGACAUUCUCAAUGGAAGAUUGCCCUGUCCUUACAGUACUGCUGUUCUUUUGGCUUCAUUUGCUGUUCAGUCUGAACUUGGAGACUAUAAUCAGUCAGAAAACUUGCCAGGCUACCUCUCAGAUUAUUCUUUCAUUCCCAAUCAACCUCAAGAUUUUGAAAAAGAAAUUGCAAAAUUGUAUCAGCAACAUAUAGGCUUAUCUCCUGCAGAAGCAGAAUUUAAUUACCUGAACACAGCACGUACGUUAGAACUCUAUGGAGUUGAAUUUCACUAUGCAAGGGAUCAAAGUAACAAUGAAAUUAUGAUUGGAGUGAUGUCAGGAGGAAUUCUGAUUUAUAAGAACAGGGUACGAAUGAAUACUUUUCCAUGGUUGAAGAUUGUAAAAAUUUCUUUUAAAUGCAAACAGUUUUUUAUUCAACUUAGGAAAGAACUGCAUGAAUCUAGAGAAACAUUAUUGGGAUUUAACAUGGUCAAUUACAGAGCAUGCAAAAAUUUGUGGAAAACAUGUGUAGAGCAUCACACCUUCUUCCGUUUGGACAGACCACUUCCACCUCAAAAGAAUUUUUUUGCACAUUAUUUUACAUUAGGUUCAAAAUUCCGGUACUGUGGGAGAACUGAAGUCCAGUCAGUUCAGUAUGGCAAAGAAAAGGCAAAUAAAGACAGGGUAUUUGCAAGGUCCCCAAGUAAGCCCUUGGCACGGAAAUUAAUGGAUUGGGAAGUAGUAAGCAGAAAUUCAGUGUCUGAUGAGAGGUUAGAAACACAAAGCCUUCCAUCACGAUCUCCACCUGGAACUCCUAACCAUCGAAAUUCUGCAUUCACACAAGAGGGAACACGGUUACGACCAUCUUCAGUUGGUCAUUUGGUAGACCACGUAGUUCGCAGUUCGCCAAGUGAAGUAUUUGUGAAUCACAGAUCUCCAUCUUCAACGCAAGCUAAUAGCAUUGUUUUGGAAUCAUCACCAUCUCAAGAAACCCCUAGAGAUGGGCAGCCUCCAGCUUUACCACCCAAACAAUCAAAGAAAAGUAGUUGGAACCAAAUUCAUUAUUCACAUUCUCAACAAGAUCUGGAAAACCAUAUUAAUGAAACAUUUGAUGUGCCAUCAUCUCCUGAAAAAUCUACUCCUAAUGGUGGUAUUCCACAUGAUAAUCUUGUUCUAAUCAGAAUGAAACCUGAUGAAAAUGGACGGUUUGGAUUCAAUGUGAAGGGAGGAUGCGAUCAGAAGAUGCCUGUGAUUGUGUCCCGAGUAGCCCCAGGAACACCUGCUGACCUUUGUGUCCCUCGAUUGAAUGAAGGGGACCAAGUUGUACUGAUCAAUGGUCGGGACAUUGCAGAACAUACCCAUGAUCAGGUUGUGUUGUUUAUUAAAGCUAGCUGUGAGAGACAUUCUGGGGAACUCGUACUUCUAGUUCGACCUAAUGCUGUAUACGAUGUAGUGGAAGAAAAGCUAGAAAAUGAGCCAGACUUCCAGUACAUUCCUGAGAAAGCCCCACUAGAUAACAUCCAUCAGGAUGACCAUUCUCUUCGGGAGUCAAUGAUCCAGCUAGCUGAGGGGCUUAUCACUGGAACAGUCCUGACACAAUUUGAUCAAUUAUAUCGGAAAAAACCUGGAAUGACAAUGUCUUGUGCCAAAUUACCUCAGAACAUUUCCAAAAAUAGAUACAGAGAUAUUUCGCCUUAUGAUGCUACACGGGUCAUUUUAAAGGGUAAUGAAGACUAUAUCAAUGCAAAUUAUAUAAAUAUGGAAAUCCCUUCUUCUAGCAUUAUAAAUCAGUACAUUGCUUGUCAAGGGCCAUUACCACACACUUGUACAGAUUUCUGGCAGAUGACCUGGGAACAAGGCUCCUCCAUGGUUGUAAUGUUGACCACACAAGUUGAACGUGGCAGAGUUAAAUGUCACCAGUAUUGGCCAGAACCCACAGGAAGUUCAUCCUAUGGAUGCUACCAAGUCACCUGCCACUCCGAAGAAGGAAACACAGCUUAUAUCUUCAGGAAGAUAACACUAUUUAAUCAAGAGAAAAAUGAGAGUCGUCAGCUCACUCAGAUCCAGUACAUAGCCUGGCCUGACCAUGGAGUCCCUGAUGAUUCAAGUGACUUUCUGGAUUUUGUUUGUCACAUACGAAAUAAAAGAGCUGGCAGGGAAGAACCUAUUGUUGUUCAUUGCAGUGCUGGGAUUGGAAGAACCGGAGUUCUUAUUACUAUGGAAACAGCCAUGUGUCUCAUUGAAUGCAAUCAACCAGUUUAUCCACUAGACAUUGUGAGAACAAUGAGAGAUCAGCGAGCCAUGAUGAUCCAAACACCUAGUCAAUACAGAUUUGUAUGUGAAGCUAUUUUGAAAGUUUAUGAAGAAGGAUUUGUUAAACCUUUAACAACGUCAUCAAAUAAAUAAGAAAGUAAAAGGUCUGGGAUAUGUGUUGGAAACUGCUUUCCAUUAUCUUCACUAUGUCAUAAUACUGCUUGCAGGAAAUGGCAUAUAAACAAAAAAAUGGAAGAACUAAAAAAACUGAAAACUUAGCACUGUUGCACUUUAUGUUUAAAAAAAUCACUCUCUCAAGAUCUAUAAUUCAUGUGUUUGAAGACUAUUUCAUGUUUUGCUCCGAACAAAUAGUGAAUACUGAGUGUGUUCAGGGUAAUUUAUGAAAUUUUGUGGUGGUGCCAUACAGUCCCCUUCUGGUAGGUGGCCACAAACAAGCCUAAGAAUUCUCAUCAUCUCUGUUAUACACGUGUAUUUUGAAAGUGAAAAAGAAGGAAACAUCAGGAGAAAGCUUGGUGUUUCCAGGGAUUCAUGUACUUACUAUACUGAUUACCAGAUUUUAUUUUUAAAAUUUUAGCAAUAUCAUUCUCAAUAUUAGCCAAUACACUGCCUAUGGAUGCAGCACAUCUUUCCCUACACUCUCCCUGUAGAGACCUGCUGUUCAUAAGGAGAAAGGUGGAAUUUGCUUUUCCCAGGAAAUGCUGCACAUUGUCCAUUUACCAGCAUCUUAUAGAAAGUAUAAAUAUGAAUCUACAGGUUUUCUUGAAUUUAAUAAUGUAACUUAUAUUUAUCAUAAAGUUGGCUUAUUCCAAAUCAUGUGAUUUCACAUACUUGAUGUAAAGGCAUGCAUGUGUUGUGUCUUAACCCCUUAAGUGCCUUGAGACAUCUUUGUAUGUCUAACAAAAAGGCACUCAUUUGACCCCACUAGGAGGUAUGUAUGUAUAUUGUACAUUUACAUUUUUAUGCAUUUUGAAUCAGUUCACAUUUCUGAAAAUAGCUUCUUGUAUUGAGAGUUACACAGUCAAAGAGGGGUAAGGAAAUUCUGUUUCUUACUCAAUUCCUGUAUUUUGUCACAAGAAGCAAAGAUAAGUGUUCUACUGAGUGAACGCUUUGCUGCUAUGGAAUUGUUCAAAAUCUGCACAUUCCUUUCCUGAGGGACAAUGGUUCUUUUUAGCAGCUCAAGUUAAAAGAUGCUUAUGCUUUAUUCUUUACACUUCUUAUUUUAUCCUAACUUUAGAAAUAGCAUCUAACACGUUGAAGUUAAACAUACAGAUAUGCUAAGCUAAAGUUGGAAAAAUUAAUUAUCAUUCAUAUCUAUCACUAAAUUAUUCUUCAACAUUCAGUUCAUUUUCAAGCUUUGUUCACACUGGUCUGUUGAUUGGGAUACUUCAAAGGAAGAAUGAAACAUCACUGACUUAUUUCUAGGUUUAAUCGCUCAGUAACUGAAAUGAGGGUUUUCUUGUCAUUUUGUGUACAAUUACUCCAGCUCACAUAAUAUAUAUACUUAUUAAGUUAUAAGCAUGUUAAUAAGGAGAGUUUUGAUUGUCUAGCCAGAUGGAGGAUCUGAUUCCCUUAGGAUAUGUAUAUUUUCCUCUCCAGGUUUUCUUUAUUUUUCAGUCUACAGAGAGAUUGAACUUUAAAAUUGCCCAGUUUUAAUGUAAGUGCAAAUUUGCUCACCUAUUGAAAUGUUAUUAUCGCACAAUUAUUUUAUAUUGAUUAUGGUUAAAAUAGACUCAUUUACUAGUGGUUUUUGAAUAUUUCUGCAUAGAUAAAAUUUAGAGCUAAAUGGUAGAUAUUUUGGAGUACCAUUUCUUAGGGGAACAAAUUGUACAUUUAAAAAUCUUUAGUGUACUCUAAAUGACCAUAGUUCAGAUAUGGAAAAUCCAUAAUAAUAAAAUUUAGAAAAUUAAGUACUAAACAUUAAUAGCCAAUGUACCAAAUAAAUUAUUGUAUUACAAUAUUUUUUACAUUUUAGAGAGAAAAGUAAACAUAACCUUUAUGUCAAAGAGAAAUUCUCAUCUAUAUCUAGAUUUCACAGUCAAGACAGUAUAAGAUAGUAAAUAACUAUAAUCUUAUUUGAACAUUCCAUUCUCUACCAACAGAUAAAUGUAAUUUAAGCUGCUGUAUAUGACAUGAUAAGUUGAAAAACAAAAACGUAAAAUUAUGUUGGGAGUCUGCAUAAUAAUUUUUGGCAAUUUUUCUCCAAAAUUAAGAAGAAAAUCUAUUCUAAUAGUAUGGACAGAAAAUGGCAACCGUAGAUUUAAAAAAAAAGACAGUUGUAUAGAUAUAGACAGAUAAAUGUCAUGGUUGGCAUGUUCUUUGAUUUAGGGCUUUGUUUACACUUCUGAGGAAAACUCUAAUAACUAAUUGGCAAUGAGCACUGCUGCCUUUUUUAGUCAUUAAUAUCAGUCUUUAAGUGAUUAUAUUAGAAGUUUAGAAUUGCAUUUAAAUUUCUCAUGUAUGAGUGUUUUAUCUAGAAGCUACCUACUGUUAGUAUUUUUAUGUACAGAAAAGAUCCUUUUUAAAAGGCAUAUGUAUUAAGACCUUUAUUAAACUAUCCUUCACAAUUUUAAAAAUGAAUAUGCCAAUUAUGCUUCCCUGUUUACUCAACAGGUAAGACUAUCCACUAUACCCAAGAAUUUUUCACUUUUUUACCAAUCUAAAUAGGUACUAGGAAUGAUCCUAGCUUUAUUAUGCCAAGUAGUUCUAGAUUCCAUUCAUAUCACUAUAAUACUCUGUGAUAAAAAUGCCAAAUUUCUUAUAUCUAAUCUACUACCCCCCUCUUUCAGCCCACCCCACCCCCAACCCAAACACAUACACUGUCAAGAAAUCAGUGUUGAUUGUUCCUCUCACAGCUGGAAUUUUGAUAUUGGUGAGUCAAGGGUCUUUUGUAAAUACUAAGAAAUGUUUGUGAAAACCUUUCUUCUCUGAUUUGGGAUGGUUUCACCAUGUUCAUUUCAAAUGUUUUAUUGAGCAUCUGAUUUUUGUCAGCACUGUGUACAUAAGGAUGAGGAAUAUUUUGGAAUAGACUACAUUCACAAGAAAAAUUGGUAUUAUUUGUUAAACCAAUGUAUCCAUUUAAAACAGAGGCAAAUUACAGAGUAAAUAGCCUAAGAAAUAAUUUUCUUUGUAUGGCCUGCUAACACAAGUAGGAGUAGGGAAAAGGGUUGUUUUGAGUAAGAAUAAGGAGAAGAUUUAUAUAUAUUAAAACUGACUUAAAAUAUAUAAAGGUAUAUACAUAAGCCAUUAAGACAGUUGCUUAAAGGUUUCAGUUGCUAGUAUAUAAACAGAUACUUUUCCAUGUUUAUAUAUUUGUGUAUUUCACAGAGGCUAAUGCUAACAAACAGGGGUAUUAGUUAUAGAGCUGUUCAUAAUCUUUUGGCAGAUCUGAUCAGGUCUAAUCAGGUAUCUGAGUAAAAGUCUUGUCUGUAUGAGAAGUACUAUAACUUGAGAGCUGAAGGAACCUGAAAGAUUUGAUCUAAUCUCACCUAUUAUUUCAGGUCACAUAAGUGAAAUCAUAAAUUCUUGUGAAUUUUAGUCUAUUUCAGCUCAAGAAUUAUACUCAGGCAGUGUUUUAAUUUAUCACUAAGAUGACCUUAGAAGAUGUCACUUAAUUUAGAAAAUAAGUAGGGUUUAAAAAGUUCUCCUAAUUAGGACCCUGGCUCGGUUUGCUUGCUAUGCUUCCGUGAUAGAACAUAAGCUUUUGUAAAGUAUUUAGGUUGAUAUACAUAUAGUAUGAAAACAUUCUGAAAUGCAAAUUAGAAGACUUAAUUUUUAAAAGCACUUAAAAAAUAGAGCUAAGAUUUAGAAGCUAUGUCCACUUAUAAUCAAAUGAUUUAUGUUCAUAAUGUGUACAUGUAGAAUUAAAGCAUUACUUGUUUUAUAUUCUUAUCAGGAAGGGAGAAAGAAACAAUGUUUAACAAUGUUCUAUUUAAUGUCUGUGUUUUCAAUAUUUAAUAUACUCUGAUGGUAAGUUGCCAAAGUAGUGUGAAUUCAUAAAAAUUAUUUAUACCACAGUAGUGUGGGAUAUGUUUACAUCUCUUUUAGUUUGUAGUAAUUAUUUUGUAGUUCAGGUGAACGUGCAUUUAAGUCAUAUAUAGUAAAUACAUUAUGAUAAAUAGUUGUUGGAAUAAACAUCUCUUAAUAAUAUGAUAAGGUAAAUUAUGCCACAGCUUACUUUUAUGUAAGCUGCCACAUUAACAGAGUAGCUGCUUUACACUGUCAUUGCUUACUUCCCACAUUUGUGUCAGCUGUCCAACCACAAUCUCUGCAACCAUUUUCUGGGGUGUGGGGUGUGGUGUUUACUCCAAGUAAAAUAUCUGUGUUAUAAAACCCACUAGAUCAGUUUUAUUAAAUAUCAGAAUUAUUAAUUGGUAAAAAUUAAUUCAUAUCUCGGUAUGAUCACAAAUUAUAAUAACUUUCAUGAAUUUCUUAGAGAAUUGUAUAGAUACAAAAUAAUUUACAUAAUAGAACAGUUUUGAAGGCUGGCUGCUAAUAGAUAAUUUCAGCAAUUUUAUCAAGAGUGCAUGAAAUUCAUCCCUAAAUUAUACGUUUUUGGCUCAACUUUAUAAUAUCUGCAACUAGUGUAUACAGACUUCAUUUAUUCUUAAUAGCAAUUACUACAACAAGCCUUUCAGUGUUAUCAAAAACAAGCCCUCUUUCAGUCAGAAAUCAGAUAUUUUAUAGUCUUGGUAAAGUUGUUGGUAAACACCAAAUAGUUAUUUCUGUUUCCAUAUCUAUAUUUGCUGCUAUUUAGUUGUAUGAUUUUCAUUGCAGUUCACAGUUUUUCUAAAGCGUUGUAGUCAUUGUUAUUUUCAUUUCAGUAAUCCAAGCAAAAUGGGCACCCAGAAGUAUCUACUGGGGUGCAAUCCAUCAAAGUUGACUAGAUACAGUUCAGUGCAUAAAUAAGUAAGCCAGUUUUUUUUUUUUAAUUUGCAAAGUGAAAGGUAUUAGCGAUAUUGCAACUUUAAAACUACAAUUUUAGGAGGAAGUUCUAAUGUUGAACUUCCUGAAACCAUUUAAAAUUUCUAAUACAAGAAUGAAAAUGUUUGUCCUCAUAAAAGUUUCAAUUAAACAGUAGAAUUUUCCUACCUAUUGUGUAAAGAAUACAGAAAAUAUUUUUCUAUGGGCAAAAGUAUGAAACUGUUAACUUCUCUUCAUUGUUUGAAAAGGAAAAAAUGAUAUUUGUAUGUCUUUAGUGCUGUAAAGAAAGUGAACAUAUCUUUCAAAUGUUAUAAGUAUGAUUUGAUUCUAUAGCUACUCUUUAAAAAAGUGAGGGAUUGAGAAGAAGGAAAGAAUGUGUUCCACUUCAUUAUAUAAAAGGCAAUUUUAGAAAAAAAAUAACUUUCAUUAUAAACAAGAGCAAUCAUUGAAAUAUAUUUAACUUAUAAUGUAUAUUCUUUUUCAUUUUGCUCCAUUUCAGCUCUAGAAUAGAAAAUUUCAAGGAAAUUUGUGCAGUGUUUUUAGUGUGAAGUAACUGAAUUCCUGACUUGUCUGGAGUGUGGAAGGGUGUUUUUGUGUGAGGGUAAACAUUUCUGCUGCUUUGUUUACCAUGAAGGAAAGAUCCCAGGCUUUGUCACUGUGGUCACUGCAAAUGAAGACAUCAUUGUGAAUGUGUGACUUUGGUGAAGCCAGAAAAGUGUGCCUAAAAUUCACCAUAGUAAAUAUGUGUAGAAGCCCCUGACAAAUAGUUCUACCUUUUUAUGCUCAGUAAUUUGGACAGAUACGAUCACUAAGCCCAACCCCGCCUCAUAGCAGUGGUAUCUUAAUGUAGCUUUGUAACCAGUUUGAUGGUUUAUUAACUCAGCUAAAAAGCAACAACAAAAAAAACCCUACAUUUUAACCUAGCUUUAGGCAUGAUUAAUUUAUUCAACAGUUUUUGCAAAAGGUAAUAUUUAUUACUUAUCAACCAUUAAACUUGACUCAAUGGGGCCUUCAUUAUUUCAACUACUGCUUCCAUUCCUCCAACUUUUAGAAAAAUCAUCAGCUUGCCCUCUAUGGUAGAAUCUUUGCAAAGUAAAUAUCCUCAACAACUAUAAAUGAUACCUUCCUUCAUUAACAUUUGUUAACAGUUGUUAUAAGAUUAGUAUCAAGUCCCCUUAACACUGAGAGUUUCCAAAAUUUAGCAAAUAUGAUAACAUUUACUAAAUGCUAAAUGAAAUUACCACCCUAAAAUGUUAAAGAAGGCUUGGCCCUGCUUACAGUUUAGACCCAAAUAAGGUGAGGAUUUGUCAUUUCCCCAAAUCCUCUGUAGUCACAAUUGAGCCCAUUUUACCUGUUACUUAAAAGAAACCUUUUAGUUUUUACUCCUGAAUUGUAGUGUUCCCAUUAUUUGUUUUCAUAGGCAAGAAAAUUUUAACCCAGUUUCAGUGCCAGUUCUGGGAUUCUCUGGUUCUCAUCUUUUCCCACCCUUCAGUGAGUUGACAAGAUUACUCAUUCAUUCUUGUAUUCUGUAGAGUAGGUCAGAUUUCAUGCUGAAAUUGAUUUCUUGAAUUUCAAAUAGUAGCACUUUAUUUAAUGCCUACUACUGACUUAAUUUAUACAUUUAAAAAUAAAAUCUACCCUAGGAGUUUUGUAAAUAUGGGAAAUUCUUAAUGGAUUAGUAUGUAGAACCCAUUGGAUUGGACCCAGUUUUAAAUGCUUCAUAAUGAUCUCUUGAUCAUUUAAUAUUAAAAGGUAACGUGAUUUUAGCUUUACCACUUUUCUGUAAUUUAUGUAGUGAAAUAAAUUGACUAUCUUGCUGGACUCUUGAGUUCUCUCAGCUAGCUUCAGCCAAGUUUGGUUUACUAUAAUCAUUUCUGCUUUGCAUUUUUGUACAUUACAUGAAUACUUGGAAAUCUGUUUAGUUUUGAGUUGUACCUAGGGGUUGUCAGUAGUGCACCACAAGUAAGUUGAUGUGGUAAAGUCCUGACACGUGACAUACAUGUCAAGGGGCAGGAUUUAAUAGACUAAAACAGUUUGCAUUAAGCUGUGUUCAUUUUCUGUCAUUAGAAUAUGUGUGCUGAGAAGAAUAAAAACUGUCCAACCCAGUGUUCCUAUAGUAUCAGAACAUUGCAAUUAUGCCACAUUGUGAUCUUUUUAAAUAAGAAAAGCUAGUCCUUAUUUUCUACAGUGUAGGCUUAAUUUUAGUACAGAUAGUUUACUAUAUACUCAUCAGUAAUAUUUUUAGUGGUUUUAAAAAUAAUUCUAUGUAGAGGGUGUUUUAAUUUGGUAUUUUUUGUUCUUGUAACAGGUGCUAUAUGUAAAUAUGAAGGGCAAAAAGUCACUUAUUUUAAAGUCUAGUUUAUUUCCUAAUUCAAAUAUAAUUUUACAUUUCUGCUGCCAUUUCAUGUUUGAGUAUGCUGAACUAGUACCCAAGUGGAAUUAGCCCCUUAAUUUUUUAGACUAACUCUCUUCCCCCAUUUCACAAAAAUAUCUCUUUGUAUAUGGUUUGUUCACGUAAUUAAGAGGCAAGCUUAGGGUUCAUUUAAAAUGUGUAAGCAUGAAUUUGGUCAACACUAGAUAAUUUAAAGGCAUCACUAUGCAUUUGUCACUGUGGCUUACUCCUAUGUUUGAAAGGCCUUGUAUUUUUGUCUUAAUUUCAAUGAAAAAUUGGAAUUCCUGCAAUUAAUGUUAGAAAACUAUGAAUACUAAUGGAAAACAGGAUAAAAAUGCUGGUUUGUGUUAAAACUGUUUUAGUCCUAAGGGCAAUUUAUUUUAUGUGAAAUGCUAUUUCACGUAUUCUGUUGGCAGUAUUCCAUUUUGAUUACGAAGUAGUUGUUCAGGUACAAACGUGAAAAAACUCUAGCUGUGACUUUUUAUUGUUCAAUUGCAAAAUAAAGAUGUGCUUUAGUAAUUUAAA
Manis pentadactyla (Chinese pangolin) is the source of this 11556-nucleotide messenger RNA. RefSeq names its product protein tyrosine phosphatase non-receptor type 4 (gene PTPN4). The record is from RefSeq and is a predicted model, not a curated record. Gene Ontology annotation, molecular function: protein tyrosine phosphatase activity; cytoskeletal protein binding. The coding region runs from base 1050 to 3851 and encodes 933 amino acids. The transcript is spliced from 30 exons. Gene Ontology annotation, cellular component: cytoplasm; cytoskeleton; cytoplasmic side of plasma membrane. Gene Ontology annotation, biological process: protein dephosphorylation. Lineage: Eukaryota; Metazoa; Chordata; Mammalia; Pholidota; Manidae.